GCAAGUUCAGCACCGCGGAGGAAGAACAGCGCCUCCGGCGCGCGCGAAAGACGCGCUCCGUUGAGGAAGGAAAACGCGGACGGACGGAAAUGCAGACGGUCGGCGACUCCGUGCGCGCGGAGGGCGAAGCGGUGUGGUGAGAGAGACGCGGCGUCGCAGAGGGGCUUCGCGUUUCCGUUUGGAAAAGUGACUAACGACAGCGGAGCCGCGACGCCUGGACGUGCCGACUCGGACCCGCGCCGUCGCCGUCUCUCCUGGUGAUAUACGCCUUCCUUUUCGUCUCCGGGGUGUCGGUGGUGGGGGUUGGGGGACGAUCGUAUUCAUGUCCUGAAUCCGGGGAUGUCUCGUUCGUACUGAAAAAAUGCUGCUGUGGGCGCUGCUGUUGAAGGCGGCUCUUUGUGCGGCCGUUGGAAACGUUACAAGAGACGUGUGCAAGGAGCGCGUCUGCUCCUGCAGCGCGCUCGAAGGCGACUUGCACGUCGACUGCGAAAAGCGGGGUUUCGCGAGCCUGCAACACCUGGCCGGACCCAGCUCUCAGUUUUACCACCUACUGCUGCACGGGAAUUCCUUAUCUCGCUUGUUUCCCAACGAGUUCGCCAACUUUUACAACGCUGUCAGCUUGCAUCUGGAGAACAACGGCUUGCACGACAUCGUGCCCGGCGCGUUUCUCGGACUACAGCUCGUGAAGCGACUGCACAUAAACAACAACAAGAUACGGUCUUUUAAAAAGAGCACGUUUCUCGGGUUGGACGACCUGGAAUAUCUGCAGGCUGAUUUUAACCUGCUGAGAGACAUAGACCCGUCCGUUUUCAGGGACUUGAGCAAACUUGAAGUUCUCAUUCUUAACGAUAAUCUAAUUAGUGCACUUCCCACGAACAUAUUUCAGCACGUCCCCAUUACGCAUCUCGACCUGCGGGGGAACCGGAUAAAAACACUGCCUUAUGAGGGAAUUCUAGAACAGAUAUCGGGGGUCGUGGAGGUUUUGCUGGAGGACAACCCGUGGGACUGCAACUGCGACCUGGUUUCGCUAAAGGACUGGCUCGAGAACAUCCCGCAGAACGCACUCAUCGGCGGGGUCAUCUGCGAAGCGCCCACACGACUGCAGGGGAAUGAUUUGAACGAAACGGCUGAGACAGACCUGUGCCCUUCAAAGGAAGGCGCCGAUUCGAGUUUGGUGGCGCCGCCCACGCAAGACGAGGCGUCUGACCCAGGUCCCCCUCCCACCGCAUCUAAAACGAGCGGGGUCACCGAGUCGCAGAGUGUCGGUGGCGGCCACAACAAGGGCCGUCCUAAAGCGCGCGAAAACUGGCAGCUGAAAACGCCCACCGCGGCGGCUACGGGUGCCGGGGAGCGCGAGACGCCGCCCAACGCCACGUGCCCCCGGCCGUGUGCCUGCAAACUGAUUGGCGCGAGGCAGGGGCUCGGGGUCAACUGCGAGGGCAAGAAAAUCGAGAGUGUGGCCAACCUCAAGCCCAAGCCGCUGAGCGCGCACGAGUUGAAUUUGCGUGACAACAACAUUCACACUGUCAAAAAGAACCACUUCCGAGGCUACUCGAGCUUGAAUUUGCUGGAUCUGGGUGGGAAUAAUAUCAAAUGCAUCGAGAAUGGCACUUUCCAAAACCUGAGUGAGCUCAGGUGGCUUUACGUUGACAAGAACUACUUGGAUACCCUCACGGCGGAUAUGUUUGCGGGCCUUCAGAACCUGGAAUAUCUCAGUUUGGAAUAUAACGACAUCCAGCUAAUAACGGCGGGCACGUUCAGCCCCACAGCCAACCUCCGCGUCCUGUUCCUUAACAAUAAUCUGCUGAAGUCGCUUCCCGUGGAUGCGUUUGCGGGAGUUUCCCUGUCCAAAAUCAGUCUGCAUAACAAUUAUUUCACCCAUCUUCCCGUGGCUGGCGUCUUAGACCAGCUCGGCUCGGUCAUCCAGAUUGAUCUGCAUGGGAACCCGUGGGAUUGCUCGUGCGACAUUGUUCCACUCAAGCAGUGGGCAGACAAGCUGGCGUCCGAUGUCAUCGUCAGCGACCUGAAGUGCGAGUCCCCGGAGGAGUUCUGGAAGCGGGAUUUCCGUCACAUACAAAAUGAUCUGAUGUGCCCUCGUCUUUACGAAAGGCUCGAGCCCACGGCCCCGUCCAAAAACAGCACCUUUGCCGUGGACACAGGCACGCGCUCCAACUCCUAUCUGGAGCCGAGCAGGGUGUCGAUAUCAGUGCUAGUGCCCGGCCUGCUGCUGGUCUUUGUGACGUCCGCCUUCACCGUGGUGGGUAUGCUCGUCUUUAUCCUGCGCAAUCGCAAGAGAUCGAAGCGGAGAGACGGGAACUCCUCAGCGUCGGAGAUCAACUCUUUGCAGACGGUGUGCGACUCCUCGUACUGGCACAGUGGCGCGUAUCACGCGGACGGCGCGCACAGGGGUUACGACUGCGGCGCCCACGCGCUCUCCGACAAGUGAGGCGCAAACAGAAGGCGCAAAAGACCCCUGACACGUGCUGCGGCCCCUGUGUGACAGAGACAACGGAAAAGGACACACUAAACUUUUAUUUUUCUUUUCUUUAGGUAACUCUUUAGUUUAUGAGCCAGUAGGGAAACAACUGUAAAGUAUGUACAUGACAGACACACCCCACCCCCUCGCUACACACCCGUCUCUCGCUCUACGACACAAACAUUUUGCCGCAAUCAGACUGAAACUACAAGACCGAGGAGAUGGAAAUGGUGCACGAGCGCAUGAAUGUAAUGUAAAUAACAGACUGUAACAUAUCUGCAUGAAUCGCAUGGUUUCGUCUCAAACUGGAAACCAUUACCAUACACGCAAAGACACCAACUCAA
This is a messenger RNA of Electrophorus electricus (electric eel), 2820 nucleotides long. It is a transcript of the gene slitrk1, whose product is annotated as SLIT and NTRK like family member 1. NCBI's taxonomy places the organism in Eukaryota, Metazoa, Chordata, Actinopteri, Gymnotiformes, Gymnotidae. Gene Ontology annotation, biological process: positive regulation of synapse assembly; axonogenesis. Gene Ontology annotation, cellular component: postsynaptic density membrane; GABA-ergic synapse; glutamatergic synapse. The record is from RefSeq and is a predicted model, not a curated record. Gene Ontology annotation, molecular function: protein binding.